AUGGCGUCGUGGCUGAUGCGGCUGAAAUACGUGACUCAGAAGUGCUCCCUGUACAGCUACGUCAUCAUGCGCACCCACAUGGAGCAGCAUCAAGGGCAGCUUCCCCCCUUUGGCAAGCUAGUGAGGGCUCUUAACAGAAUUGUGCAGCACGAGAAAUCGUAUCUGACAUCUCUGAAGCCUUCUUUGUUACGAGAUGAGACCAUGAAGCCGACUAUAAAGGGGAUGAAGGACGAGUGGGUGCUCUACCGGUUUCUGUUGCCGCCCACUUGGCAUACUAUUUCCGUUGGAGACGUGGUGGGGUUCCAAGUAGACCCCAAACGUGUCUCUGCUGCGUCUGCUUCUGCUUCGCUCGCUUCUGCUUCUGCUUCGCUCGCUUCUGCUUCUGCUUCGCCUGCUUCUGCUUCUGCUGCUUCUGCUUCGCUUGCUUCUGCUGCUUCUCCUGCUACCGAGGGUGUUGAACCACCCAGUUCCGACUCAGAAGCCACUGUCAAGACGCAAGCAGGACCCAGUUCCGAGUCAACUGAAAAGGCCAAUCCAGAAGGUUUUGAUUCAAAACUCUCCAACUCAGAACGUUCCAACUCAGAAGCCACUCUCAAGGCAAAAGCAGCACCCAGUUCGUUUCCGGUUAUCUUUCGGCGAGUGGCAGCCGUUGAGGGAGACGAGAUGGUGUCAUCUCAGCCGUCGGAUGAGCCGUUUCGGAUAGACAAGGACCAAUACUGGGUGCUUGCAGACAACCCGGCUGUUCCUGCAAAGGAGGCCCUAGACAGCCGCACUCUUGGUCCCGUGCACGUGAGGGACAUGGUGGGAAGAGCACUGUACGUGGUGCGCUCAGCACUGGACCACGAACCCAUUCACAACAGUGAUCAGGCCAUGUUAGCCGACUCAGCAGUAAUGGCAAUGGAGUGCAAUAUUGAGGACCUGCUGAAGCGGAAAAAUGAAGAAAGGCGGUGA
Messenger RNA from Closterium sp. Yama58-4, 951 nucleotides. The record is from the annotation of a GenBank genome assembly. NCBI's taxonomy places the organism in Eukaryota, Viridiplantae, Streptophyta, Zygnematophyceae, Desmidiales, Closteriaceae.